Molecule: messenger RNA, 507 nt
Organism: Drosophila innubila
Lineage: Eukaryota; Metazoa; Arthropoda; Insecta; Diptera; Drosophilidae
Gene: PIG-P
Product: phosphatidylinositol N-acetylglucosaminyltransferase subunit P
Exons: 1
Coding region: 24-503 (159 amino acids)
Source: RefSeq, a predicted model, not a curated record
UGGAGGGGAAGAAGUCCCCAAAGAUGCCGGAGCACAGUCCAGCUCCGACACCGCAUAGAGCGAUCUAUGGAUUUGCAUUUUACAUGCUCUUCACAGUGCUGUUCUUUAUAUACGUGGCGUGGGCUUAUUUGCCCGUGGAACUGGAACUUCAUUCGCAUUUGCCGGACAAGUAUUUUGCAGUAUUUGUGCCGAUACUGAUUUUAGUGGGUGCCUCCUUCGCCUUCAUCAUCUAUCCCGCCAUCAACCUGUCGUUGACGCCCAACAUUGAUUCCAUUUCAUCAGUUGUUGAUCUCAAAUUGGUGCUGCCAAAGGAAACACAGUUCACCUCCUGGUCGCAGCUCGAAUGUCAACGUCCAGAGCUUCCGGGUCAUCGGAAUACACCAAUAGCACCUCCAAUUCAAUGUAAUCUGUGCAAGAUUACGCACAGACCCAAAACCCGAUCGCCAAUUCCACCACUUAGAUUUUUAGACUUGCAAGAAGUAAACGCCACUUUUUAUAACUAACAAA